GUCAUAGGGCUUUAAAUGGUGACGAAAAAGCCAAGAUAAGGCAGACUUCGAGAAAACAAUCUGGAAAGUAUUCUAACCCGCAAGCACGAAGGAUACAGGCAUGGAGAAAAUGACGAUCUUUGGUGCCUAAAGAUUAAUACCAACUCCAACAUCAGAUUUGUUGUCCACGGUAUCAACAACAGAUUCUGUAUGAUCGUGUGCCUGGUCGAGUUGCCGUAAAAAUCUCGUAUAUACCCCACCCCCCUCCCUCCCAUAAAAUUUACAACAUUUAAGUCGUUUGAUAUAAAAAUGUACAGACAAAUAAAAGCGACUGACGGAACGUUAUUUUCUGGCAUUGGUUCAGAAAUGUAGUACAGGAAUGACAUGUUGUUUUCCAGCACGAUUCAUAAGUUCGGGCGUCCGCUGUUUUUUUCUAUAAAGGUGUAAUUGUCUUGUUUUCAAACUAACGAAGAAAUUAUUGAGCGCUAACGUAGGACUAUAAAAUGAUUUGUUUGCGAUUUAAUUUAUUAUCCUUUGGAAAACAAUGCUUGCAAGCACCAAGUAUAAUAUACCCAAGAUUUCUGUCAGUAGCCACACCCAAGGUGGUCUCUCAAGGUGUCAAGAAACCCAAAACUGGUAUAAUUAUGCUGAAUAUGGGUGGUCCAACAAGUAAAGAUGAAGUUCAUAAUUAUUUACUGCGCAUUAUGACAGACACAGACAUGAUACAAUUACCAGUUCAAAGUACUUUAGGUCCAUUAAUAGCCAAAAGGAGAACACCUGAAGUUCAAAAGAAGUAUGAUCAAAUUGGUGGAGGCUCACCAAUACUGAUGUGGACUCAACGACAGGGAGAACUGUUGUGCCAGAAGCUUGAUGAAUUGUCACCAGAGACUGGUCCACAUAAGUAUUAUGUUGCAUUCCGUUAUACCAGUCCACUCACUGAAGAUACUUUGGAUCUGUUAGAAAAAGAUGGGGUGGAACGUGUAGUGAUAUUCUCACAGUAUCCUCAGUACAGCUGUGCCACCACAGGUUCCAGUUUAAAUGAAAUAUACAGAUAUUAUAAGUUCAGAAAGUUACCUGUUGGAGUCAAAUGGGGUAUUAUUGAUCGUUGGGGCACACAUCCAUUGCUAACAAAGACUGUUGCUGACAGAAUAAAAACAGAGCUCAUCAAGUUUCCAGAUGAGGUUAAGAAUGAUGUCAUUAUUAUGUUCUCUGCACAUUCUUUACCUCUCAAGGCUGUGAAUCGUGGAGACUCAUACCCUUGGGAGGUUGGUGCCACUGUGCAAGCUGUAAUGGAGGAGCUGGGUUACUGUAAUCCAUACAGUCUGGUGUGGCAGUCAAAAGUAGGACCUCUCCCUUGGCUGCAACCAUCCACUGAUGAAGCUUUGAAAGGCUUUGUUAAACAGGGAAAGAAGAACUUUAUACUUGUUCCAGUUGCAUUUGUGAAUGAACACAUUGAAACACUUCAUGAGCUGGACAUUGAAUACUGUAGUGAAUUGGCAAUGGAGCUUGGUAUCAAAAUGAUUCGCCGGGCUGCAGCACCCAAUGAUCACCCACUCUUUAUUGAUGCUCUUGCUGAUUUGGUAAAAAAUCACUUACAUAGUAACAAAUCAGUAAGUCCUAAAUUCCUCACAAGAUGUCCACAUUGUACUAAUGUUCGUUGUCACCAAACCAAAUCAUGGUUUGCCAAACUUUGCACAUAAAUGUUUCUGUGCUGUUUUUUAACCUUCUUUUAUUCUACUGAUUUAUAAAUGCUUCAGAAGAUGAUUAUUAUAUAAAAGUAUUCAUAGGGCCUACCGUUGGAACUUUUUGGUUCACCUGUUAAGCAAAUUGCUUAUAACAGUCUAAAUCCCCAGUUCUGUAAUAUCUGAUCCCAAUAUUGUUAAAGGAGCAUUGGUAUACAUUAUCAGGUUUAAUGGAAAUUAAUUUAAUUUAUAUCAGUGGUUGGAAUACUUAAGAACAGUAACCACAUAACCUAGACUCUCUGUAAUUAUAAUAUAAAUAUUUUGUUUGUUAGCUAUUUGGUUUUGGUGAUUUUAAUGAUAAGGGAAGGUUUUUUUGAAACCUUUUUUUUAUAUAUUUCUGUAUACUCAAUUUAUGCAGGUUUUGUUUAUUUGUUGUGUUUUACUUUGCUCUCUUUUUCAUGUUUUCAUAACUGUUCUGUUACAUGUAUAAGUUUCAAAAGUAGUACAAAAAUAUAACUGCUCACAAGAAUUAAAAAGGCUCAAAAUGUGAUAAUUACAUUUAUAUUUGAACAAAGAGAACAAAAUUUUUUGUAUAGCAGCAUUCUGAUUACCAUAAUAUCUGGAAACAAUGUGCAUUUUGCUUUAUUUGGGUGAUAAAAAACAUCCAAAACCUUGCUAACCUACAAAUUUGUCUUCCUGCAAAUAAUUGCAAAGGAUGAACAUUACCUAUAUAUAAAUGGAAAUAAAUAAAAUGAAGUCACAGGUCAUAAAUAAUACCAAUGAUAAAAUUA
Zootermopsis nevadensis is the source of this 2452-nucleotide messenger RNA. RefSeq names its product ferrochelatase, mitochondrial (gene FeCH). The record is from RefSeq and is a predicted model, not a curated record. Lineage: Eukaryota; Metazoa; Arthropoda; Insecta; Blattodea; Termopsidae. Gene Ontology annotation, cellular component: mitochondrion. Gene Ontology annotation, molecular function: protoporphyrin ferrochelatase activity. Gene Ontology annotation, biological process: heme biosynthetic process.